Messenger RNA from Prorocentrum cordatum, 1164 nucleotides. Lineage: Eukaryota; Dinophyceae; Prorocentrales; Prorocentraceae. The record is from the annotation of a GenBank genome assembly.
AUGGCCUACCCAGCCACGGGCGUCUCCCCCGCGAAGUACAGGUGCACGUGGUGCAACUCCCUGAAGCGGAGGACCCAGCAGAUUCGCAAGGGUAGGCCUGAGGCCUUCGCGCAGUGGACCCACAUCCCGCCCGAGGACAAGAAAGCGUUCUGCAAAGUUGCCGCGCACUUGUACGGCGAGGACCUGGUCAAAAAGAUGACCGAGUACAUCGAGGUGGUGCACGAGAAGAGCAACGAGAGCGCUUGGAAGGAGAAGGGCGAUGCCAUUCUGUUGUCGGAGGCAAAGGAGCUCCCACGCUUCGUCCGCGAGCCGUGGGCGUUCGACAACUUGGUCAGGAACGUGGGCACGUUCAAGUGCGAGCACACGGGCCAGGAGUUCAUCGUUGUUCCUGGGUAUUCUUUCGAGAACACGUCGAAGGAGGUGCAUAGGGAGACCAACAGCCGCACCGUCGAGCAGGUUUCGAAGAUCCCGAGGGUGAAGGCCAAGGCUAAGGCCAAGGCCAAGACCACCGCGGCGACGCAGCCCACGCGCGUGCCCAAGCUGCCCAUGGGGCUUGCCAAGAAGGUCGGCCAGGCCUUGGAGAGUUUGCGGGAGUCGAAGCUGGACAUUGGAAAGUGCCUCGUGCUGGCGGAGUCGGAGCAAGGCGGCGAGUUCGUGCCCGCCCGUCUCGUGGCCAAGCUGAAGAGCAUGCAGGGCGAGAUCACCACCUUCACCGUGCAGCUGGACGUCCCGGCGAAGGGCGCAGACAAGGAGGGGGCCGCGAAGGCGAUCCAGGCGGCCAAGACUGCGGUCUGUGACCAUGUCACCCUGAUCGACCAGAUCAACGGCCUCCUCGAGGACAUGCCCGCGGAGGUGCGCUCGGCGCUCCUCCCCGACGAGCCUGCGGGGGCGAAUGGGGAGACGGUCGAGGCGGCGCCCGACGGGGCGGCGCUCGGCGAGGCCGCGGUGGAGGCGGGGGGAGACGCAGCGGCGGCGACCAAGUGCCAGGAUCGUGCGCCUACGGCCGAGGUGGCAGCCGCGAGGGGGAGUAAGCGUUCGGCCACCGAGGCCUCGGGUGGGAAGGGCCGUGGCCGCGUCGCAGCCGCUGGUGUCGUCAAGGGCAGCGGCAGGGGCCGCGGCCGCGGCGCGGGCAAGGCCAAGGCCAAGGCCAAGGCCAAGGCGUGA